AUGGAAUCCCUAGCAGCACUUGGACUAGCGGCCAACAUAUGCCAAUUUCUGCAGUUUGGUGGGAAACUCGUUCAUGAUACCUCUGAGCUCUACAACUCUCUCGAUGGUACUACAUCAGCCAACAGGGUGCUAGAGACUAUCACCAAAGACCUCACCAAUCUUUGCGUCGAACUAGGAAAGAACGAAGGAAGCAUAGACCAGACGUCGGCAUCUCAGUCGGAAAAGUCACUACUCGCCUUGGCACAAGAGUGUCAAAAGAAGGGCGAAGACUUUAUUUCACUGCUCCAAGAAAUGAAAGUAGAUCAAUCAAGUGGGAAGUUGCGCAGUGCUUGGCGUGCCGUAAGGGGCGUCUCGAAGGAGCGCGAGAUAAAGCAGUAUGAACAAGAGUUGGCUGCAUACCAGUCUUCACUAGCUACUCGCCUGUUAAUGGUACUCACAAAUCUAGAGGUUGCAGUCGUUAAUCAACCGGAGAAAUUGAGAAGAGAGGUUGUGAACUGCCUGAACAACUUCCUCGAACCGCCAGAGAAGACAGAAUUGAAUGAAAAGAAGAGGAAGGUUGACGAGCAAAAACACAAGACUAACGGCCAGGAGAACAAGACCACAGAUGAGCAAAAAACCGAAUCUGAUGAGACGAAGAAUAAGACGGGUCAUCGUGACGAAAGUAUACAAGACAAUGGCCACAAUGAUGUUCAACAGAAGCAUGACGACAAAGCAGCCAGAAUGUAUCCGCAGCUCCCAGCUGAUUUGCCAGGACGGCUUUACGACCUAGCUUCCCAAGGACAGUUGCUUAGCAAGCAACUUAAAUUCAUGGAGACUCUAUACUUCACAACAAUAUGGGAUAGAAAGGAGGGCAUCAAAGAAGCACAUUCAAGCACUUUUGAGUGGCUUUUUGAUGAUCCUCAAUGUUCAAAUGACCAUGAAGUAACCACAAUCCUUGACUGGCUACGAUCUCAGAACGGGAUAUAUUGGGUAAGUGGCAAGGCAGGAUCUGGAAAAUCAACAUUGAUGAAAUUAUUCUACAAACACAACAAAACUCAAGCAGCAUUGAGGCAAUGGGCAGCUGGCAAUAAGCUUCUCAUUGCUAGCUACUUCUUCUGGCAUGCUGGAUCACCAAUGCAGAAAUCCCAGCAGGGACUUCUGCAAACUUUACUAUUCCACAUUGUGAAACAGUGUCCCUCUCUGAUACCCGUUAUAUCACCUUGUCGCUGGGAGUCUGAAGAGAUCGGUAAUAGCUGGACGUUUAAAGAGCUUCAACAGGCCGUCACAUAUUUACAGAAAAUAAACAUAGACUCUGCACGAUUCUGCUUCUUCAUCGAUGGUUUAGACGAAUACGAUGGGGAUCACGUUGAGAUCAUUGAGGUCAUCGACCAACUAGUAUCAUCCCAAGCUGUCAAAGUAUGCUUUGCAAGCCGGCCCUGGAUCGUCUUUCGAAAUAGGUAUGGCGAAAAUGACGGACUGAAAAUUGAACUCCACGAUCUCACCCGCGGUGACAUGGAAUGCUUCGUCACCGCGAAACUUGCAGGUUUCAAAGCUGCGAAGCGAGAUCCUCAGAUGUAUAAUGAUCUCAUCAAUGAGAUUGUGGAAAAUGCAGAAGGCGUAUUCCUAUGGGUCUUUCUUGUGGUUCAGUCUCUGCGUCGAGGAUUGACUAACCGCGAUACGGCGAUUGAACUCCGAAAGCGGCUCCGUACACUACCCAAAGAUCUUGAGACAUUCUUCAGGCACAUCUUAGACUCGGCGGAGGAUGUUUAUCAUGAACAAGCCGCAAAGCUAUAUCUGAUACGCAUUUGCUCAGUCGGUAUCCUAAGCGCCUUGGAUGUGUCCUAUUUUGAUGAGACGGCUCCUGACUUUGCUCUGUCACCUGUCUCCGAGAAGUGGAAUAAGAAUGCCAUAGCGCAGAAGCAAGAAGACACCAAAAUACGUGUGCUAGCACGAUGUACAGACUUGCUAGAAUUCAAUCGGAAUGGGCGAUUGCAAUACUUGCACCGGACCGUUCGAGACUUCUUCGAGACGCGAGACAUGCAAAUGGUCCUCCUUGAUCGCGCUGGCAAGGACUUCAGUCCUCACCGCUUCAUGUGCAAUUCCAAGAUGCGACAGAUGAAACUUUUGGUCUCGAAACCGUUGUCCGACGAACGCCUCGAAUCCUUUGAGUCGAUGCUGGACACCUUCAUGCAUCAUGCCCGUCAGCUCGAGAUUCAGGGCAGCCAAGAUUACAAGCUCUUUUCCCACUUAGAGACAAUCGUCAUAUCCCUCCGAAGCAAAGGAUCCUUCCAACUAGGCUGCACAUGGGGCACCAUCGAUCUCGCCCAAGGAUACUACCGAAGCUGGCUCCUCGAGAUCGCCCUUAAAAACAACCACGCAAGAAACCGAAAACGCAAAAGCACAAGCCGCAGCACGAGACCUUCCCCCCUGCACAUCGCGCUAACAUCCCUCCCCCCUUCCCGCCUCUGCACCGACGUCGUCAAAACCCUCCUCAACACCAGCGGCGCCGACCCCAACGAACCCUGCCCUGGCCUCGCCCACACCGUCUGGUCACACUACCUCGAAACCCUCCAGAUCCGCGACCCGGCCUUCGGCGACCGCAACUUCUGGGGCACAAACCGCGUCGACCUCAUCACGUGGAGCGCGCAGACUAUCAAGCUGCUAAUUCGCUCUGGCGCGGAUAUUUCCCUCCUGCUGGGGAAGAAGCAGGUUGAUCCUGUCGUCGAUAUGCUGGGCUUACGGGACGAGCUUGCGGAGUUGGAGAAUGAGAUGCGUGUGAGGAGGGAAGAGGCGAAGGGGAGUGGUUUGGUCGCCGGGCGCUCGGAACCGGAGGUAAGAGAGGUUGUGGAGACGAAGGAGAGGUUGUCAGAAGAUUUGGUGGGGAAGACGGCGGUGCGGCGGGAGGAGAAGAAUGUCGAGUCGUUGUCGAAGGGGUAUAAGAUCCGGGCGGUGAGGUUUGUGAAGAUAGGGAGGUUGAAGAUUGUGAAACCGUGGAGGUGGGAAUGA
Bacidia gigantensis is the source of this 2985-nucleotide messenger RNA. RefSeq lists its product as uncharacterized. The transcript is spliced from 3 exons. Lineage: Eukaryota; Fungi; Ascomycota; Lecanoromycetes; Lecanorales; Ramalinaceae. The record is from RefSeq and is a predicted model, not a curated record. The coding region runs from base 1 to 2985 and encodes 994 amino acids.